AUGAUAAGUAUUACUCCAAUGGUUUCAUCUAAUACAAUAGAUAUAAUAGAUGAUACAAUAUGUUAAAAUAAAACAAAUAGAUAGAGUAAUAGAUAAAAAAGAAGCAUUAGUAAUAAAUUAAAAGAUCUUACAUAUGAUAAUUAAUUGUUUGAUAAAGUAGAUAAUAAAAUUAGAGGUUAUUUAGAAAAGAAUAAAAUAAACUAUGAAAAAACAUUAGUAAAGUUAUAUAAAUUGGAUUCUUUGAAAAGCGAAAAAGCUAAAAAAAUGUUGGGGGAAUUAAAUCAAACUAGAAGAAAAUAACAAUUAAGUGCAGUUCGAUAAACAAAAUCAAUGUAUUUUAUAUUGUUAUUAAUUUAGUGAAAGAAACAAUAGUUUACCAUCUUCAAAAUAAAUGUAAAUGGAUCUUAAACAAAUUUAAUAAGAACUUAAAAAGAUAAAUCCAGAAAUAGAACAUAAAUUACUUAUGAAUAUAUCAACUUUUAAAUUUAAUCAAUCAAAUUGUGCUCGUCUUGAAGAAGAAUAAUGGGAAAGAGUUGCAUUAUACUACCCUUAUAAAAUUAGACCUAAGAUGACUAAUUUUGAAUAAGAAUUAGAUCGUUUAAACAGCUAUUAUUCUAGAAAUGAAAAUUCUUUAAAUUAACUAAUUUAAAUAUAAAAAGAUCUCCUACACUAUAAAUUGCUUUAAUAGUAGUGA
Paramecium sonneborni is the source of this 694-nucleotide messenger RNA. The record is from the annotation of a GenBank genome assembly. NCBI's taxonomy places the organism in Eukaryota, Ciliophora, Oligohymenophorea, Peniculida, Parameciidae.